AAAAUCCCAAUACAUGUAAACAAAUUGGUUUACAUAAAAGUUAUAGUGUCUACAAAGCGGUAUAUAUAUACUGGAAUUUUUUUUUUUUAUACUAGUAAUGGCAGCGAUCAGCAACUUAUAGCGGGACUACGGGACUGCGGUGAGCAUUCUGACACUGGGGGGAAACUGACUAACUGCCACUGACAUCCCAAUGACACUAAUACAGUGAUCAGUGCUAAUAAAAAACACUGACACUGUACUAAUAGCACUGGGCAGAAAGGGGUUAACAUCUGGGGC
Molecule: messenger RNA, 276 nt
Organism: Staurois parvus
Lineage: Eukaryota; Metazoa; Chordata; Amphibia; Anura; Ranidae
Source: the annotation of a GenBank genome assembly